This is a messenger RNA of Armigeres subalbatus, 1851 nucleotides long. RefSeq lists its product as uncharacterized. Gene Ontology annotation, biological process: fatty-acyl-CoA biosynthetic process; long-chain fatty acid metabolic process. Gene Ontology annotation, molecular function: long-chain fatty acid-CoA ligase activity. The record is from RefSeq and is a predicted model, not a curated record. The transcript is spliced from 2 exons. NCBI's taxonomy places the organism in Eukaryota, Metazoa, Arthropoda, Insecta, Diptera, Culicidae. Bases 55 to 1665 code for a protein of 536 amino acids.
CUAUCGUUCAGUUUCAUCCUCACCUUUGUUCGACACAGUUUGUAUCGCGAUAAAAUGUUCCACCAGUUCGACACUAGCUCCAAAUCAUGGAUUUCGCGUCAUCCACCUACGGUUAUUGAUCCGGAAGCUAACCUGGGCCAACUGAUACUAACCGUGCUUGAUCGCAACCCGGAGAAGACGCUUCAAAUCGAUGCCGAUACAGGCCGGGAGAUGACGGCCGCGCAGAUGCGCCUCCGAGCGAUACGCGUGGCGCAGAACUUAACGGCGCUUGGAUUUCGCAAGGGGGACAUGGCGGCGGUUGUCUGUUCAAACAGUGAAAAUCUUGCGCCGCUGGUGCUCGGUCUGUGGAUGGUGGGCAUUCCGUUCAUAAGCCUUCCGGUGGGGUUCAACGGAGACGAUUUGGGCCAUUUGAUGGGGCUGGUUCAACCGAAACUCGUAUUCUGUGACGACGCCGUGCAUAAGAUGACACUGGAAGGCAUUGGCAAAGGACUAAAGAUGAAGCCUGUGGUGUUCGCCGUGGAGAGCGAGAUGGAGAGUAUAAGGAAGGUGGAUGAACUGUUGGAGGUAACUGGGAAGGAGGAGGAGUUUGUGCCGCAACACCACGGGGACAUGCGCGAUUUGAUCGGCAUAAUUUUGUGCACGUCUGGAACAACUGGCCGACCGAAGGGUGUUGCUGUAUCACAGGCUCAUAUCGCUGUCGUGUUGGGGCGGCCGGUGAAGCAAAACGAUUCUGAUCUGGUGUUCAACUUUAGUCCACUGUAUUGGGGAACGGGACUGUUUGCGCUGUUGAACUCGAUUUCCACCGGAACGACCCGAAUUGUGACGAGGAAUUCUUUCAGCGAAGAAGGCUUCUACGAUGUUUUGAGCAAGUUUCGACCAACACUCUUUUUCACGCCACCGUCUCACGCUAUUCUGCUGCUGGAGCAUCCGCGAGUGAAGGAAGCUGAUUUCAGCUGUUUGAAGAGCUGGAGUUUGAGCGGAAGCAUUGCUUCACCGCAGUUGAGAAAACGUAUCGAGGAGAAACUCAGCAAUGGAACAACCGUAAAUAGUUACGCUUCGUCGGAAAUUGGACUGAUUGCGAUGGAUGCGAUACGGAAGAAAGAAGGCAGCGUUGGGCUGUUGAUGCCACAUUUGAAUGCGAAGGUAGUCGAUGAAAAUGGAAAAGCGGUGGGUCCUAGAGAACAGGGGGAGCUGUUGUUGAAGACUUCGAUUCCCUUCAUGGGGUACUACAAUGAUGAGGAAGCCAAUCGUGAGCUGAUGACCGAAGAUGGUUGGAUUCGAACCGGCGAUAUUGGAUAUUUGGAUGAAGAAGCAUUCGUAUAUCUGAUUGACAGGAAAAAGGAUGUGAUUAAGUAUCGGGGCUAUCAGAUGUCACCGAUCGAUUUGGAGGCAAUCGUAGAGAAGAUUGAAGGCGUUCAGCAAGUCUGCGUGGUGGGCGUUCCGGAAAUGGAUGGAACAUCGGAUUUGGCUACGGCAGUGAUUGUGAGACGGAACGGCAGCACUUUGACGGAGGAAGAGGUUGUUAAACAAGUAGAGGAGCAAGUGUCGGACCAUAAACGGUUGCGUGGAGGAGUUUUCUUCUGGGAAGAAUUGCCGUUGUCUUCAACGGGAAAAGUGCUCAGAAGAGAUGUCAAGCAGCUGUUGAUUGAGGCGAGUCUCUUAUAAAAUAGUAACUAUUUAUGGUGGUCAGCAAUGGUCCUGAGAUUACACAAAGUUAAAUUAUUACAAAUAAACAUAUUCUAAUGUCAUGAAGAUGCCACAUUUUCUCAUCUUGAGGUGUAAAUUAAAUAUAUUUGAGUCAAAAUAAAAUGGUAGAAUUUGCUGCGAAAACGAGCAAAGAAAUUUUCUUGA